Messenger RNA from Rhinolophus ferrumequinum (greater horseshoe bat), 1880 nucleotides. It is a transcript of the gene ZNF233, whose product is annotated as zinc finger protein 233. The record is from RefSeq and is a predicted model, not a curated record. Gene Ontology annotation, molecular function: DNA-binding transcription factor activity, RNA polymerase II-specific; RNA polymerase II cis-regulatory region sequence-specific DNA binding. NCBI's taxonomy places the organism in Eukaryota, Metazoa, Chordata, Mammalia, Chiroptera, Rhinolophidae. Gene Ontology annotation, biological process: regulation of transcription by RNA polymerase II.
AUGUAUCCGGACACUUCCGCCACAGGAGAGCGACGUGCCCUGGUCAGUACUUUCUACGUAGGAGACAGAGCAGGAGAAAAUGACCAAGUUUCAGGACACAGGAAUCAAAAUGAGAUAGAUACUCUUCAAGAAGUAGGAUUAAGAUACCUUUUCCAUGAAGACCUUAUGUGCUGGCUUAUAUGGGAACAAUUUAUAAGUGAAUUAAUGAGAAAUCAGGACUUGGUAAUAAAUCUGCAAGGCAAAAAGUCUUAGUUGCCAAAACAAGGUGAUUCCCCCUGUCAGAUGUGGGCAGGAGAAUCUACUCAGGUUUCUGAAGAUGAGAAUUAUGUAAUGAAGCUUCAAGGGGAAGUUCAAAGUUCCAAUAGUAUAAAAAAUCAAGAAUUUCCAUUUAAGACCAUCUGAGAUUUCUGGAAGAAAAUAGACCUGAAAGAGUCACAGAAUUUUAAGGGUAGGUGUCAGCAAAUUGACAGAAAAAAUAAACUGUGGAGGUGUGAUCAUUGUGUUAUGAAAAGGAUCUCUCAUCACCAUGGUGAUGAUCAGGAAGCACUCAAAGGCAAGAAGUCUUAUAGCCACAAGAAUUGUGGGAAAGACUUCAUGAAGAAAUCAUCCCAGCAUCAUAUAAUCCACUCAGGAGAGCAUACCUUUGAUGAGAAUGACAAAUGCUUUAACCUUGGCUCUAAUCUUGAACUUCAUCAGAAAUUGCACUUAGGAGAGAAGCCCCAUAUAUGCAGUGAGUGUGGGAAGGGCAUCAGAUACAGCUCAGUGCUUUGCACGCAUCAAAUGUUCGCAGGGGGAAAAUGCAAUAGGAACGUUGAGUGUGGUGAUGUCAGUCAGAGCUCACUUCUGCACACUCAUCAGAGAGUCAACACAGGAGAGAAAUCCGACGCGUGUCAGGUAUGCGCUAAGAGCUUCAAUCGGAAUUAUUCUCUUCUCACUCACGAGCCCAUUCACCCAGGAGAGAAUCUACACAGGUGUGAUAGGUAUGCAAAGGGCUCCAGUCAUAUCUUAGAUCUAACCCCACCCUGUGUAGACAACACUGGAGAGAAAUUCUAGAAGCAUGAGAUAUGUGACCAGGGCUUCAACCAGAUAUCCCAACUUCAUGCCUGUCGGAGAGCCCACCCUAGAGACAAAACAUACAAAGAGGAGGCAUGUGACCAGAUAUUUAAUCAGAAUUCUGGUCCUCAUCAGGGAGUUCACACUGAAGUGAGAUCAUAUGAGUGUGAGGUCCACACUUGUGGUAAGGACUUCAGUCAGGCCUCAAAUCUUCAAGCUCAUAGAAUCCAUACUGGAGAGAAACCAUACAAAUGUGAUGUGUGGAACUUCAGCCAUAAUUCCCAUCGUCAGGCCCAUCGAGUCCACUCAGGAGAGAAGCCAUACAAAUGUGAGACAUGGGGUAAGGGCUUUCAUCCGAUUUCUCCUCUUCAUGACUAUCAACGGGUCCACACUGGAGAGAAACCCUUCAAAUGUGCUGUGUGUGGGAAGGGCUUCAGUCAGAGUUGAUAUCUUCAAGCCCAUCAGGAAGUCCAUACAGGAGUGAAGCCCUACAAGUGUGAAGUAUGUGGGAAAGCCUUCCUCUGGAACGUGUACCUUCAUGUCCAUCAGAGGAGCCACACAGGAGAGAAACCCUAUAAAUUGGGUGUCUUUGGUAAGAGCUUCAGUCAGAACUCACACCCUCAAGCCCAUACGAGAGUCCAUACUGGAGAGAAACCCUACAAUUGUUUUGUGUAUGGGAAGGGCUUUAGGAAGAGUUCAUAUCUUCAGGGUCAUCAGAGAGUACAUACAUAUGAGGUCUGACAACUAAGUUCAUGAACUUGUUGCAAGGUAUUGCUAACCUUUUUUGAUAUCAGAGGGAUUAUUCAUUAUGAAUUUGUACCAAAUGG